AGCCGAUCGAUUUCACACACGCGCAAUGAAAACUUGCCAUUCAUGUACAAAAAUCAUCUGUUGCAUUGCCACAGCUCAGUCAGCCACAAGACGGGAACGCGGACACGCGACCGCCAUUUUCUUUUUCAAAUUUUAAUUUUCGAUCGCACCCCUGUUAAUGAAAUGUCAAAUAUGAACGGUAAAGACGAACAACCCAUAGUACCCCCAUCGUCCCUAAUCAGACGAGUCUCCUCUCGUUCGAUACGAAACUCCAUCUCGGAGGAUAAGGAGAACGGGGAGAAUGUGAAAAGUUUCGUUUCGAAAUACAAGAAGACCCCAGAAGCACUAAAGAGUUUUCACAUGACGGAUGGAGAGAGUGAGCUUGAGGUGCCUGGGACUCCGAUGACACCUAGGACAUCCACAACUCCUGGACACGAGAAUUGCACGUUCCACCACGACCUGGAACUGGACCACAGGCCGCCCACCAGAGAGGCCCUGCUACCUGAUAUGGCCAGCUCUUACAGAUUGCUGCUCACAGGUUUAGGAGAAGACCCGGACAGACAGGGCCUGCUGAAGACCCCUGAAAGAGCUGCCAAAGCUAUGCUGUUCUUCACUAAGGGCUACGACCAGAGCCUUGAAGAGGUCCUAAAUGAAGCGAUUUUCGACGAGGACACAGACGAGAUGGUGGUGGUAAAGGACAUCGAGAUGUUCUCCAUGUGCGAGCACCAUCUGGUGCCGUUCUACGGCAAGGUCUCCAUCGGGUAUCUGCCGCAGGGCAAGAUCCUUGGACUCAGCAAGCUGGCCAGAAUAGUAGAGAUCUACUCCCGCCGCCUGCAGGUGCAAGAGAGACUGACCAAACAGAUCGCCAUUGCUGUCACCCAGGCCGUCCGACCGGCGGGCGUCGCCGUCGUCAUAGAGGGAGUUCACAUGUGCAUGGUGAUGCGUGGAGUCCAGAAGAUCAACAGCAAGACCGUGACAUCCACCAUGCUGGGAGUCUUUCGCGACGACCCCAAGACCAGGGAGGAGUUCCUCAACCUCGUGCACUCCAAGUGAGAACGAUGCCGUCGCCCCCGCUCGCUCGAGCCUUAAAGUCUCAAGGCUUAAGCCUUUAAGGCUCACCGAGCCUUUGAGGCUUGGGCUGGAAUUUAAGGCUCAAGAUAUCGCUAGGCUACAUUGAAACCAGACCCGCUAGGGCUCGGUCGAGCCAUUACGUCUCAAGCCUUUUAGGCUUAGGCUGCAAUUUAAGGCUCGAGCAAGCGCUAGGGUUAAUUAAAGCCUCUGUAAUAAUUAUUAUUAUUAACGCAACUUAAAUUAGCAAAAUAACGCUUGAUUUUAUAAAGAUUUGUUAAAAGUCUUAAACUAUUAUUUUUUCAUUAUUUUUAGUCUUCUUAAUGUCUAGUGCUUAACAAAUUUUUAUAAAACCAAGCUUGAGAAGUCCAAUAUAAUGCACGAAGUGACUCCGCUUGCCAAUUCUUCAAUAUAAUGUUUAAAAAUACAGAGUGGAUGUUAUUUUUAUUAAUUACUGAUGCGUUGUUAAUCCCAACUUAAACCUAAUAACAAUAAAAAUAUGUUAGUAAGGAAACACUCGUACAAAAACAUCAAUUUUUUAAUGGUCUUCACUUAAAGUUUUUUAAAUAGUGUUUUAGACAGUGUAAAUUUAUUAAACGUGAUGGUAAGCUGAGUAAUUUUGUGCGAUAUUUUGUUUCUUUUUAAUUGGCUGCUUUUUUUAUUAAAAAGCGUUGUUACUUUUGAAUUAAAUUAAUUUGAAUCCGGAUGCAAAAUUGUUAUUUUCUUUUAAAUACUUUAUUCUUGUUGUUUUGUAAUCCAUUUCAUAUUAUUUUAUUCCUUUGCUUUGUUUUUUACUUUUUCUUCAAUUAAUGUUAUUUUUCCAGUAUUUAAGUAAUAUUGUAAACGGGAUUUAAUAACUGCCUUAGUUUUAGGUAUAUUAGUUUGCUUUGCUUGUGAGAAUAUAUUCGUUAAGUAUAAAUAUAUUUUUGUAAUUGAAAUUUACUUAGGUAACCUAAUACAAAAGAGCAAAAGUUUACAUGACAAUAAAAUAGGAUUUUAUGAGAAAUAUGGUAAAAUAUAUUGCCCAAUUACCACGUUUCUCAUAAUUUAAUUGCAGUUUAGGCAUUUUUAUAUUAAUUUAGUUAUAUUUUUAUUGUUAUAAAAUUGGAAAUAAGUGGACCAAUCCAUUUGUAAUAUUAUUUUUUAUUUAAACAAAAAUCUCAAGUAAAUCAUGGCUGAUGCUUGACAUUUUUGAAAAAUAAAUAUUCUUUUGAUGUUUUAUUUAUAAAUUUUAUAUUUAUGCCAAUGACGUUGCCUUAAAAUUAAAUUAUGAAUAUAAUAAUUUUUGAUGUUUUAAAUUGUACAAAUGAAUGUUAUUUGAAAAGUAUUCUCAUUUAAACAAUAAAGGUUUUAUUUUAAGUUGAA
Messenger RNA from Cydia pomonella (codling moth), 2412 nucleotides. RefSeq names its product GTP cyclohydrolase 1 (gene Pu). The coding region runs from base 43 to 1032 and encodes 329 amino acids. The transcript has 7 exons. Gene Ontology annotation, biological process: tetrahydrobiopterin biosynthetic process; tetrahydrofolate biosynthetic process. Gene Ontology annotation, molecular function: zinc ion binding; GTP binding; GTP cyclohydrolase I activity. The record is from RefSeq and is a predicted model, not a curated record. Gene Ontology annotation, cellular component: cytoplasm. Lineage: Eukaryota; Metazoa; Arthropoda; Insecta; Lepidoptera; Tortricidae.